Messenger RNA from Astyanax mexicanus (Mexican tetra), 2132 nucleotides. RefSeq names its product FOS like 1, AP-1 transcription factor subunit b (gene fosl1b). Lineage: Eukaryota; Metazoa; Chordata; Actinopteri; Characiformes; Acestrorhamphidae. The coding region runs from base 1306 to 1881 and encodes 191 amino acids. The record is from RefSeq and is a predicted model, not a curated record. The transcript has 4 exons. Gene Ontology annotation, cellular component: nucleus. Gene Ontology annotation, molecular function: RNA polymerase II cis-regulatory region sequence-specific DNA binding; DNA-binding transcription factor activity, RNA polymerase II-specific. Gene Ontology annotation, biological process: regulation of transcription by RNA polymerase II.
ACAGUGAUAAAUGUUGUUUCAGUGCAUUAGGGAUGGGAAAAUGAAGAUUGAUUCAACAUACUUCUGCCAAACCAGAAUAUGUUUUAUAUUUUAGAUUAGCACCUCUUGCUUACAUGACAGAUCUUGGCUGGAUUUUCUCAGUCAGCUUUAUCAAGUAGAGUCACCUGGAAUCGCUUUCAGUUAACAGCUGUGCUUAAGUCGUCACAAGUUAAUUACUUGAAUUUCUUGGCUCCUAAUGUGUUUGAGAGCAUCAGUUGUAAAGUUUUGAAGAGGUAGAGCUGGUAUACAGUAAAAACCCUACUUGAGUAAUGUUCUGAUGUCAUGACAAGAAAUUCUCAACUAAGUAAAGAAAAAAAAAUCUAUAAGAAAUGAAGGUCAGUCAAUCAAAAAAAAAUGUCAAUAAUUUUGAAAGUAUCCUUAUGAUGAAACUGGCUCUCAUCAGGACCGCCCCAGGAAAGGAAGAGCAAGAGUCCCCUCUAUAAUGAUAAAUUCAUCAGAGCCUCAGAAGCCUUAUGUUAACAGCUCCCCAGAUAAGGGCACUUAACAGGUAUGUUUAACACUUUCUGUUUCUUAUGUGUUUGGAUGACUUCAUUUUGAAUGCAGGAAAAUAUGUAUACAGCUUUGGAAAAAAUAUCAGACCACUUAAAAUGACGAGUUUCUUUUAUUUUAAACUGAACUGCUUGAAUUGUUGCACCAGGAGUGGCAUAAAGUUUCCAAAAGCAGUGUGUAAGACUGGUGGAGGAGAACAAGAUUUCUAAACUCUUAAAACUUUAUUAAUAUUAACUUGUUUUCUUUGCAUUAUUAUCUGUUUUUGUUGUUAUUUCAGCUAUUUCUCAUUUUCUACAAAUAAAUGCUCUAAAUAAUAUUUUUAUUGGAUUUUUAAAAAAUAAUUGUGUCUGUAUUUAAAUGAGAAAUACACUGCUCGGUCUGGUCGGUUGGUUUUAUUCUGUUGGUGAUUAUAAUAACUGCUGUAGGAUAAAGACAUGAUGGAGAGAGGGUUUAUUGAAUGGAUAGAGAGUGUCAUUCUCCGGAGGAAGAAGGGAGGGACUGGAGCAGACUGGAGUAGUCUGAAAGAUAUUCAGUCACGUGCUUUUUUGGUUUUAGUUCCCGGGAGUGUGCGGUGCGGUCGUUUGAAUCCUCCAUGUGGCGCGAGGCUUUCAAAUGCUGAACUUUAUUUAAGUAAUUAGCUAAAAGCGCGGGUUAAGAUGGGAAUCUGCGGGGUUUUCAGUAAAAACAGUGUAGAAACUUUACUCAGGUAUUCUUAACUUUACUAUGAAGUCCCUGAACAACCUCUGAGAGACCACCAUGGAGAUGUAUCAGAGCAGAGCUGGAGCAGCUUUCAGUUAUGGGCCUUACAGCGACCUGAACAGCAAUGUCCACUUACACAGAAAACUCACAGAUGCAGCCACAUCCAACCCUAAUCUUGAUACUGUCACCUCCAGCCCAAAUCUGCAGUGGCUGCUGGAGUCCUCUGUAGUUUCUGAAGCAGAGGCCGCCUGGGAGACGUUAGCCUCAUUUUUGCCCUCCACACUGCCAGACUGCCCCUGUGUGUCCCAGUGUUCGAGUCCAGACCAGCUCCAUUCUGGGAGAGGAGGGAGGCAUCAGCACGCAGACCAAGGCCACAUCAAUGAAGUAAAAGGCGUUGAGGAGUGUGAGAGGAGGCGAGCCCGCAGAGAAAGGAACAGAAUAGCCGCUGCUAGAUGUCGGGAUCGUCGCCGCAUCCUUACAGACACAUUACAAAAUGAGACAGAACGGUUGGAGCAUGUGAAAUCUCAGCUGGAGGAGGAGAUUGCUGGGCUUGAGAGGGAGCGAGAGAGGCUGGAAUUAAUCCUGGAGGCCCACAGGCCCGUCUGCAAGAUGGAAGGAUUCAGUCUUGAAUAACUGCCAACCCUGAAGAAGCUCAGAACUGAGUCUGCAGGUUCAGACCAGUCCUUAUAACCAAUGUAUUAGUUCAGGAAAACUAAAAGACAGUUGAGUUUCCUAUAGUAACUGCAUGUUUUUUUAUAAAUAGUAUAUGUUGUUCUGAUAAUUCAUGCCAUAAACACUUUACAACAUUAUCAGAAUAUAUAAUUGGAGCCUCCUUGCUGCAUACGUGCUUGUAACACAGUACAUGUUUGAAAUAAUAAAAAACA